Crotalus tigris (Tiger rattlesnake) is the source of this 7922-nucleotide messenger RNA. RefSeq names its product kelch like family member 14 (gene KLHL14). NCBI's taxonomy places the organism in Eukaryota, Metazoa, Chordata, Lepidosauria, Squamata, Viperidae. The transcript is spliced from 3 exons. Bases 4793 to 6442 code for a protein of 549 amino acids. Gene Ontology annotation, molecular function: protein binding. The record is from RefSeq and is a predicted model, not a curated record.
GUCCAGUCGGUGGAUUUCAUGCGUACGGACCCAGUCUGCCAGAAGCUACUUCUGGACGCCAUGAACUACCACCUGAUGCCUUUCAGGCAGCACUGCAGACAAAGUCUGGCCAGCAGGGAGUAUCAUCAUCAUCAUCCAUUCAGCAGAGACUUAUAGCUUAUUAUGGAUUCUCAACAAACAUGCAUACAGGAUGUCUUCAUUUCCAAAUAUUAUAUGUAUCUUAUAUGGAGAAAUGGCUGGAAACAUUGGAUUUGGGUCAUAAGGACUGACUUACUGAAAAAGGGAAGUAUGAAAUUGUUCCUAAAAAUUCUUCUUGAAGUUGGAUAAUACUUACACGUUAAUUUGACAUAGUUGUUAAGGUGCUGGCGUAGAAACCAGGAGACUGUGAGUUCUAGUCCCAUCGUAGGUAUGAAAACCAGCUGGAUAACUUUGGGCCAGUCUCAAUCUUUCAGCCCAAUUUUUACCUCACAAGUUGUUGUGGCAAAAAAAAGGAAGAGGAAUAAGUAUUAUGAAUGUUCACUAUCUUGAGUUACUUAAAAAAUAAUAAAGGCAGGAUAAAAAUCUAAUAAAAUAAAAUAAAUAAAUUCCUGAUAUUCUUGGAAGGCAUAUAUUAAUAAAACCAUUUUUGUUUGGCUUUUAGAAUGGCUUUGGACCAAAAUAUCUUUGACUGUUCUGAUGAACAAUAAAAGUUGAGAGAACAGAGAAAAUAUGACUCAUUUUUGCUGAUAUCUUAUAAGCAUUUAAUUUUACUGGCUUAUAACAUAGCCUCUUGAACUACAGUAGGAUAGGAAUCAUAUGUGUCUGGCAUAGUAAAAACAUAUGGGAACUGUUCCAUCUCCUUACCCAUAUUUUUAAUAUUUAAUUGAAGAUCAUAAGUAAUCUGAGGAUAACAUCUAUAUGAAGCUUGCCAAUGUGUUAAGGAUUUUAGCUGCAUUCCUGAUUAAUUUUUUUUCAUCUUUUAAAUUUAGUUGACUGAUUCAACCUGCAGGUCUUUACUGUGAUUUAACUGGGGGUAAUCUUUAUGAGUGCUGACUAUUCUGCUAAUCUAUGUUACAGUUAAUUAUAUUUUCUGAGAGUAGCCUUUUAUAAUCUUUGUCUAAACUAUCAGACAUUCAUUAAAAUAAGUGAGAUUUAAAUCCAUGUUCAAAUACCGGUACAUUCCUAACAAUAUUAAACAUUCACACUUUGGUGUAGGAUAAACUGAAAAAAAAAAGUAUCUGGACAUAUGAAUGUAUGACUACAGUGAAAUUUUAAUCUGGCAGUGUUGAUAAAAUAGACUUAUUUAAUUAAAUGAAAAGUCCAUUCCUAAAUGUGCUUGUUUAGAAAGAAUUCCGUAUGAUUUUGUUAUUUCCAAAUACACUUCUCAAUUGACAGAAAUAGUCUUCCGUGUGCAUAUCUAAAUAGAUUGGAAUCUAUCAGUACAGUGGAUGCUCUUGAAUACAGGUGUGUGACUGGAUAUUUAGUUUUAAUUAAUUCUGAUCCUCUGAUCCUUCAUCUGCAUUGAACAGGUAGUUGACAGUUUUCCACUAGUUUUAGAUGCCUAUGCUUGUGCAUAAUACUGAAACUUGUGCAAUUUUUAUUGGUUCCAACAUGUUCUGUACAUUCUGUUACACAGAAUAUAUAUUAACUUUUAAUCUUCAUCAAAGACAAAUGUUGUAUUGUUCUUCAUUCUCUUAUAACACUCUGAGGCCUGGAAAGGGUUAUUUGGGAAAGAUUGAAAUGUAAAACCUAACACAAAAUUGAAAAAACUUUUCUUAUUGACCAACUUUACCAAAAUGUUUUGAAUUUUAAAGAACAGCUGAAGUUAAUUGUGAUAGAAACUGAACAUGCUUCACAAAGAGGUUGAAAUAAACAUUCUCCAGUACAGGAGAUGGAGAAUCCACCAAUGGGUUUUCUCUGUCUGCCUGCUCUUGAGACAAAGUAGCCAAACUUGACACGCCCCCGUCUUGCUAGGAGAUCCAGUCUUAACUUGGUCUCAGCUCUUGAAAACGUAUCAGGUUUGGCUCUCAACAGAUAGCAGGUUAGAAAUCCAUUGGUGUAUUCUCCUUUUUCCUCUGAUUAAUAUUAAUUGGAAUCUUCCCUUAAUUUGUAAAUUCUAAAUUGGAAUCCUCCCUUAAAAUUUUCCUUAGCACUGGAUCAGUGCUACCUUAAAUCACUGAAUUGGGGAGUGGGAGGUGGGGAAGGCUUCUGCAGCUCUCAGUUCCUUAUUUUCCCCAGGGCUCUGGGGAAAUAUUCUGGCAGACUUGCCUUAGAUUUCCCUCAUUCUCCCCCCGUUUUUGCAAACUGGACAUAAUCUCGUGCUGCAGGCUUGAGAUUCUUAGUUGAAUUCAGGGCCUCCGGAUCAUCUCCGGCAGCUGGGAACACCCGCGGAUGCCAUUUUGGUUGCCGUCGGAGCCAACAAAAUCUAAACAAGCUGUUUUUCUUCCCUGCCAUUCGGAGGCUGCCUUACUGAAUUCACUUUCGGUGCAGCGCUUAGCACUGCCAUAGCAUCUGCUUCCAGCACCGGUAAUCUUCUCCUCGAAGCCUCUGGUGCCGUUCCAAAUGGAGGGCAGGUUGCGGCCGCCAUUUUGGGGCUGCCGCCCAGGAAACAAAGUAGGAAAAAAAGCACUUUCCUUUUCUCACUCGUUUGGGGCCUUUUCCUGAUUCUUGGGAUAGGCCUUUGGUGUUUUAGGGCCAGAGUCCUUCGGUCCCACCACAGCCCGUUAAUUUAACAGCGGCCGCCAUUUUGAAAUGCCACGCGGACAUCCAACUAGGCCACAUUGGAGCCCUGCACCAGCAACUGCCUGCAGGCCUCAUCACCUUAACAGUGUGGGUUUUUUGGCAGAGUAGGCUAAAUUAUUAGAGGCCAGAUCCUCAAACCGCCACAAAUCAUUUAUUGUAAUUUAACACAUUGACCAGCCACCACUUUGAACCUGAUCCUUUCUUGCGAGGCCUUGUCUCAGGCCCUCUGCACCCUUCAUUGGGAGUUUUUGCCUUUUCUGGUGCACCUUGACUGGCCACCUUGACUGGCCUCCGGGCAGAGCCUAGAGCGGGUCCCCAACCAUGCCUUCAGCAUCUGACUCGAGUGCCAUGACCAAAGCCCAGAUAGAAGUUUUUUUCUGGUCAGGUGGUCAGGUAGUCUUGUUACUUGUUCCAAUUUCGCUUCCGCCAACAGCUUGCCUGCCAGAGCUUCGUCUCAGUUUCCCUGAGACUGCUCAACCAGGAUGGAGGACACAACGAUGCCUCAACCCAUGAGCACUGCCUCCCCAUCCUCUAGUUACAGCCAGCACAAAUCCUUUGAACAGGAGGCAGCAGGCAAGCCCAAAUGUAAGGCUAAGACCACUCUCAAGAAGCCUUCCAAGUUGGCGGAAAAGCAAGGCAGCAGUAGGCACCAGGCUCUGGAGAAGGAGUUCUCCAGAAUGCAGAGACAGGCCGGAUUAGAGACGGAUCUAAUGGUGGUUACUGAAUUUGACCUUCCUGUAGGCCCUUCAACCUCAGCCCAAGACGUGUGGCCUCUCACAGGGACGCCUGCCACCCUCAGCUCACCUUCUGUAUUGGCUCAACAGACAACAACUGCCUCAAGCUCAGCCCCAGAAGCCACCUUUACUCCUACAGCUGCAGGACUCAGGGGUCCAGACAUCGGAGACAUCUUCUCCAAUGGACGUCUUGAGGCCUUACUAUCCAAGGUUGUGGACCGCGCCCUAGCAGAAAGGUCCUUUCAUCCGUCUGGACAAGGGGCUUCCAUAUCGACAUGCCACCUUAUGUUCCCUCCACGGGGUUUCCUGUUCUUCAGGAACCCACAUCUCCUGCACACUCCUCCAUGAGCGGUUACUCUUCUCCGCAAGGCAAGGAGCAGCCGGAAUUUAAUUUAUCUGAGGAGGAGGAGCUUCCACCUGAACCCUCCCCAUCAGGAGGCCUGUUCAAUCCAGCCCUUUUUCUUCCCCUGCUUCGCAAAGCCAUCUCAACAGCAAACAUAGGGUCCGACCAGUUCCCCCAGCCGCAGGCAACUUCGGACUCCAGUCCAAAUCCGAUAUUUUUUGAGAUGGUGGCAGCCCAACAUCACAUUCCGUGUCCCUCUAUUUUUCUCAAGGGGAUCAAAAACAAUGGGCCUCUCCUUCCUCUUUCCCUUCCGUAAGCGGGUCUGACAAAAGAUUUUCAACACCUCCAUAGACCUCACUGAUGCACUGGAGGUCCCCAAGGUUGAUGAAGCCUGGACCCCUCUGGUUUCCCAGACUGCGGUCGCUGGGGACAUUUCGGAGGUGCUUAAAGCAGACGACAGAAAGUGGGACCAGACCUUCCAGAAGACCCAUCAAUCAGCAGCAUGGGCAGUCAAAACGGCCACUUGUGUGUCCUUCUUUGUGUGUACCACCCUUUGAUGGCUGUGUCAGCUUCAGGCUAGGGUCCCUGCUGAGGACAUUCGGACCCAUCAGGACCUAAGCAAAAUGGUGGCAGCCACUGAGUAUGCUGCGGACGCAAUGCUUCAGUUGGCCAACUUUGCUUCUAGGUCUCUAGCAUCCAACGUUACAGCCAGGAGGAUGCUUUGGCUGAAACACUGGCAGGCUGACGCCAAAGCCAAAUGGCAUCUCACAAUUGCUCCCUAUCUGGGUAAUAAUCUUUUUGGAGAGGCCCUGGUCCCAUACCUUGUGGAGAACAAGGACAAGUGGAAGGUCAUAGCCCACUUGAACAAACGGGCCGACAAAUAGGCCUGCUCCCUAUUUCUGCAGGCAGUCCUUUCGGCCAGCGGCAGGCCCAGCAGUCACUCAGCCUUCCCACUCAUACACACCCAGACAGGAUAGGCUGUACGACCGUCCGUAUGACAGACCGGGCUUUUGGUCCAGACAGCAGAGUCAAUCUAAGCGGCCAUUUCAAGGGGCAGGACGCCCCUACAGGAGGUCCAAGUGACUUUUACACUGCACUUCCCAUCGGGGGAAGGCUGGUCCACUUCUUCCAUCAGUGGGAACUCACUUCGACGGACACCUGGGUCUUACAAACCAUCCAGUUUGGUCUGUCCCUGGAAUUUCUGGCCAGCCCCCCGGACCGAUUCAUUACCUGUUCCAUUUCCCGGGAUCCACUCCAACAAGGACUCAUGCAGGAGGCCAUUAAACAUCUUCUAGAGAUUCAGGCCAUAGAACCGGUACCGCCAGACCACAAAGGAGGGGGAUUCUAUUCCAUCCUCUUUGUGGUCCCCAAGGCCUCAGGGGUAUGGAGAGCGAUCCUGGACCUCAAGGGUCUAAACUAUUACAUCACUUACAAAAAGUUCAAGAUGCAAUCACUCCGGUCCAUCCUGGGGGGCAUCAGACAAGGAGACUUCCUAGCGUCAAUAGACCUCACGGAAGCAUACCUCCACAUACCCAUCCAUCCAGCUCACCGACGGUUUUUCAGGUUCUGUUACAGAGGCAGGCAUUUCCAGUACAAGGCCCUUCCUUUUGGCCUUUCCUCGGCACCCAGAGUGUUCAAGAUUCUGGACGUACUAGCCACCCAAUUGAGGAAGGUACCAAUACGCAUCCAGUGUUACCGGGAUGACAUCCUGAUCCAAGCGUCAUCCUUCCAGGCAGCUCAGGCGGACCUGAAACUCAUCAUUCAGGUCCUCCAACAACAUGGUUUCUCAGUCAGUUUCCAAAAAAGCCAGAUGGUUCCCUCAUCCAGGCUUCUGCACCUGGGAGCCGUCAUAGACACCACAAACUGCAUGGUCUAUCUCUCCCAGGAGCGAUUGGUCAGCAUCAGGGACCAGGUGUACAGGGACCGUACCAUUCCACUGGUCUUACUCUCCCAACUGUUGGGAAAGAUGGUCUCCUGCAUAGCCAUAGGUCCCUGGACCAGGCUCCACUUGCGGGACCUCCAAUGGUUCCUCCUACCAUUUCAGCAGGUGAAUGCCAGUGCAUCCAACCGUCAGGUCAGGGUCCCAGUUCACAUCCUCAGGUCUCUGCGCUGGUGGUUCUCACAAGCGGUGACCAAGGGAUCAUCCUUCAAGGAACUGGACCGCAUCACCAUUACGACAGACACCAGUCUAUUUGGUUGGGGAGCCCAUCUACAGUCUCAGUUUGUGCAGGGCUGUUGGUCCCGCGCAGACUUGAGACACAACAUCAAUUGGCUGGAGCUCAGGGCCAUCCACUUAGCUCUUCACCAAUUCAGGCACUGGAUCAGGGGAUUUCAUGUUCUGAUCCUUACGGACAACGUGGCGUCCAAGGCACACGUCGAUUGUCAGGGGGGCACCAGGUCCAGGUCCCUUAUGUCCGAGGCACGGCUCCUGGGUUCCUGGGCAGAGUCCAACCUGGCCUCUCUCAGGGCUGAACACAUCUCAGGGGUGGAGAACCACCAGGCAGACUUUUCGAGUCGCUCUACGGUGGACCCCUCAGAGUGGGGGUUGCAUCCAGAUCUGUUUUCCGAGAUCUCCCACAGGUUCGGCCAUCCAAUCCUCAACCUGUUUGCAUCGUCAACCAAUGCCCAACUCCCCAGGUACUAGUCCCGCUAUUUUCUUCCAGGAGUGGAGGGGACAGAUGCCUUGCGGAUCCCGUGCCCCCAAGAUCUCCUCUAUGCCUUCCCUCCCCUCCCACUCAUACUGGCGACCAUCCGCAAACUACUCCAGGAGCAGGCGGAAGUGAUACUCGUGGCCCCGUACUGGCCACAGCGGCCAUGGUUUGCCAACUUGGUGAAUCUUUCCUGGUCUCCUCUGUGGAAGAUUCCUCCACAUCGCAUGUCCUUACACCAGGAGACCCUCCAACACCCGGACCCUCAAUGGUUACAGUUGACCAUCUGACACUUGAGCGCAGCAUCAUGACACAAGAAUUAUUUCCCCCCCAUGCAAUUACCAUGAUUCAGGCCUCUCAUCACCCAGCGACCAAUCACAUUUAUGAUUCUACUUGGAAAAUUUUUUGCCAUUGAUGUAGAAGGCGACAACUGGAUGUCUACAAAUUGACCAUCCCUCAGAUCGUAGAUUAUCUUCUGGACAGUCUGGACAGAGGCCUGGCCCCUGCGACUAUUUGCAGACAGGUGGCAGCCCUGUCAACGUUACUCACUUGUGCGGAUUCAGUUCCCUUGGCUCACCAUCCUAGGAUUCGCGCCUUCAUCAAGGGUGCGUGCAAUACCAGGCCUCCCAUGGUACACAGGUACCCCUCUUGGGAAUUGCCUCGUGUCCUUCGCGCUCUAACAAAACCACCCUUUGAGCCCAUAGCUACUGUUCCGUUGCGGAACCUGUCUCUUAAGGUUGCAUUCUUAAUCGCCAUCACGUCAGCCAGAUGUAUCUCUGAGCUGGCUGCUCUCUUGGUCAGGACUGACUUUUGUAUCUUUCACAGUGAUCGGGUGGUCCUUCAUCUGGACCCCGCCUUUGUGCCCAAGGUCAACUUGCUCUUCCAUAGGGCACAGGAAGUCAUUUUGCCAAAUUUUUGCCCAAAUCCUUCCCAUGACUUGGAGUGGCAGUGGCACACACUGGACGUCCGCAGGGCACUGUGGCGUUACAUGAAGUGCACUGAGCCUUUUUGUAGAUCUGAGGCCCUAUUUAUCUCCUUCCGUCCGGCUUCCCUGGGACAGAAGGUUUCUGCUGGCACUAUUGGCAGGUGGAUCAGGGCCUGUAUUGUGGAGAUGUACCAGUCCUCUUCCAUGCUGGCUCCAAAUCAUCUUACUGCCUAUUCCACUCACAGUGUUGCGACCUCUGCAGCAUGGGCCACUCAGGCGUCCAUCGAGGAGAUUUGCAGGGCUGCGACAUGGUCCUCGGCCUCCCCGUUUGUAUGCCAUUACAGGAUUGACCAUUUUGCUUUGGCGGACGCCUCAUUUGGUCAGAGGGUCCUUCAGCAGGUGGUCUCCGGGGACAUUAUUCCGGCUUUAUCUGUUUCCCACCCAUCGGGACAGUGAGGCUUUGGUAUAUCCCAUUGGUGGAUUCUCCAUCUCCUGUACUGGAAAAGGACGUUGUCUUACCUGAACGCCUUUUCUCAGUACAGAGAUGGAGA